Molecule: messenger RNA, 1167 nt
Organism: Chelonoidis abingdonii (Abingdon island giant tortoise)
Lineage: Eukaryota; Metazoa; Chordata; Testudines; Testudinidae
Gene: ACTBL2
Product: actin beta like 2
Source: RefSeq, a predicted model, not a curated record
CUGGUAGUUAUUAACCUAUUCUGUCUGUUAAUAGCUAUGGCUGAUGAAGAGAUUGCUGCUCUAGUUGUGGACAAUGGCUCUGGUAUGUGCAAAGCUGGGAUUGCUGGGGAUGAUGCCCCCCGUGCUGUGUUCCCCUCCAUUGUGGGGCGCCCUAGGCACCAGGGUGUGAUGAUAGGGAUGGGCCAGAAGGACAGCUAUGUUGGGGAUGAAGCCCAAAGUAAGCGGGGCAUCCUCACACUGAAAUACCCUAUUGAACAUGGCAUUGUUACUAACUGGGAUGACAUGGAGAAGAUUUGGCACCACACCUUCUACAAUGAGCUGCGGGUGGCCCCUGAGGAACACCCAGUAUUGCUUAGUGAGGCUCCCCUCAAUCCUAAGGCUAACAGGGAGAAGAUGACUCAGAUCAUGUUUGAGACCUUUAACACACCAGCUAUGUAUGUGGCUAUCCAGGCUGUGCUAUCUCUCUAUGCCUCUGGCCGCACCACAGGUAUUGUGAUGGACUCCGGUGAUGGGGUUACCCACACAGUCCCUAUCUAUGAGGGCUAUGCCCUGCCCCAUGCUAUUCUCCGGCUGGACCUGGCCGGCCGGGAUCUAACAGACUAUCUCAUGAAAAUUCUGACUGAGAGAGGCUAUAGCUUCACCACCACAGCUGAGAGGGAGAUUGUGCGUGAUGUCAAGGAGAAGCUGUGUUACGUUGCCUUGGAUUUUGAGCAGGAAAUGGCCACAUUGGCCGCCUCCUCCUCACUAGAGAAGAACUACGAACUACCUGAUGGGCAGGUAAUCACCCUGGGCAAUGAGAGGUUCCGCUGCCCUGAGGCCCUUUUCCAGCCAGCCUUCCUGGGCAUGGAAUCCUGCGGCAUCCACGAGACCAACUUCAACUCCAUCAUGAAAUGUGAUGUGGACAUCCGCAAGGACCUGUAUGCUAAUACGGUGCUAUCCGGGGGCAGCACCAUGUACCCAGGCAUUGCUGACCGGAUGCAGAAAGAGAUUGCUUCCCUGGCACCAAGUACCAUGAAAAUCAAAAUCAUUGCCCCUCCUGAGCGUAAAUACUCCGUCUGGAUUGGUGGCUCCAUCCUGGCCUCUCUCUCCACUUUCCAACAAAUGUGGAUCAGCAAACUGGAGUAUGAUGAGUCUGGGCCAUCCAUUGUUCACCGCAAAUGUUUCUAA